AUGGAUAUCGACCCAGAAUUGAUUGAAAUUGAAGAUUCAUACAUCGAGGAUGACUUCGGGACUAAGCAAGAAGAGGAACAAUCCUACGAUGACUCUGAAGGAAUGCCAAAUUCAGUCAAUACAAACUUUGCUGGUGUGAUUCCAGGAAAUCCCGUAGGAUUUCAACAAAGAAAACAAACAUCUUUCGAUUUACCAUCUGAUGAUCCAUUAGGAUUUCAAAAAACAACUCCAGAUCAUGAAGAUAUUAAAUGGCUUCUCCAAACAAUUACCGAUUUAUGUCAUAAAGCUAAUGAGGACGAUCUUAUACCUAAAAUAACAGAUGAAUUACAAAACAGAAAUUUUUUAGAUUUACCUUUUGUUCCACCACGAGUUGAAUCUCCAUUCAAUCAAGCUUACCAGCACAUAAGUGACAUAGGCUCGGGAGGCUAUGGCAAAAUAAGUAAAGUGCUGAAUCUCAUUGAUGAACAAUACUACGCUCUGAAAGUUGUUAGAAUCUCAAAAGACGAAAUUUCGAGUGCUGUUAGAGAAGUACAGUGCUUGGCUGCAUUGAAUUCGCCAAGAAUUGUUAGAUAUUUUAGUUCUUGGCUAGAAUCGAAAGAUAAUGAAAAGGAAGCACUGUUAUACAUUCAAAUGCAGUAUGUCCCUGGUGUUACACUUAGCGAUUACCUGUUUCAAAAGAAAGAUAUGGAUGAUACAGAACGAAAGCUUAUUUUAUACCAAAUAACAUACGCUCUUUCUGAAAUUCACGCGCAAAACAUUAUUCAUCGUGAUUUUUCACCGAAUAAUAUCAUUGUUCGCGAUUACGGAAAAAUCACCGUAAUAGAUUUCGGAAUUGCAUCAAUAAAAGGCAAAAAAGACUACAGCAAGCAAAACGAACAUGCAAUUGCAAGCCAACCACGCGUUGGUUCCCUCACUUUACGUCCAAUUGAUAAAUUAAUCAUAAAAGAGGCCGGAAAAGCGAAUAGAACAGUCAAAGAGGUAGGUACUCCACUCUAUUCAUCACCGAGACAAUUAAGCGGCCAUCAUAGUGGUCCUUCUGAUGAUGUUUACAGCUUGGGAAUAAUCGCAUUCGAAAUUUACUCAAGAUUCACAACAUGGAUGGAGAAAACCUUAUCCAUUCGGAAUCUUAGAUCAUCACGUAAGAUUCCACCCGAGUUUUCUGCGAAAUACCCUGAAAUUUCUUCUUUAGUUGAAAGUUGCAUCUUCACGGAGUCAAAGCAGAGGCCAACAGUUCUGGAUAUACUCAACCUUCCGUUAUUCCAUGGCAUGAAAGAUGAAGAGUAG
This is a messenger RNA of Trichomonas vaginalis G3, 1284 nucleotides long. Its product is annotated as eukaryotic translation initiation factor 2alpha kinase protein. Gene Ontology annotation, molecular function: ATP binding; eukaryotic translation initiation factor 2alpha kinase activity. The transcript has a single exon. Gene Ontology annotation, cellular component: cytosol. Lineage: Eukaryota; Parabasalia; Trichomonadida; Trichomonadidae. The record is from RefSeq and is a predicted model, not a curated record. The coding region runs from base 1 to 1284 and encodes 427 amino acids. Gene Ontology annotation, biological process: protein phosphorylation.